AUGACUGAAGGACAUGCACCUUUCCGCGUCGGCACUGAAACCUACCAAACCUGGUACAAGGUUGUGGGCGACCUAGGGGCAGGGGGGAGGCCCAUUGUCUGCGUACACGGUGGAGGUGGGAUGACUCACCACUACAUGCUACCGCACAAAGAGCUCAACUCUCGUCUUGGCGUCCCCGUUAUAUUCUACGACCAGCUAGGGAAUGGAGAAUCGACCCGCAUUCCAGAUGCGCCCAAAGAAUUUUGGAAGGCCGAGUUGUGGGUGGACGAGCUCGAGAACCUAGUCAAGCAUCUAGGAAUUUCAGAUGACUUUGAUCUCCUUGGACACUCUUGGGGAGGUGGGUCGCUGUCUGCACUCCCGGGGAUCUUAUCGAUAAAUUGUGUAUCAGGGAUGCUUUCUGGACAGUUCACCGCGACUCGGGCACCAGCAGGACUCAAGAACUUGAUCAUAGCGGAUUUCCCUGCGUCGGUCCCUUUACUGCAGGCAUCAACGGACACGAUUCUCAAGCAAAAUCCUGAAGUUGCCGCCAUCAUUCAAAAGCACACUGAGGCGGGAACUUUUGCCGACCCAGGAUAUCUGGCUGCUACUCAAAUCCUCCAUAAGAAGCACUUCUGCACAAUCGAUCCUAUGCCCGAGGAUUUGAUGACAUCCGCCUUGUCCAUAAUGAAGGAUCCGACGGUGUUUUCCGCCAUGGUUGGUCCCUCCAGCUAUAACCUGGUGGGGAACUUAGUAGGCUGGUCUAUUAUCGACAAGCUCCACAACAUCACAUGUCCGGUGCUGCUCCUUAGCUCUCCGCACGAUGCAGUGCAGCCAUUUGCGAUCAUUCCGUGGUUUCAAAACAUCAAUAAGGUUAAGUGGGUCGAGCUGUACAACAGUUCGCAUAUGCCCAUGUUCGAGGAGCCGGAGAGGUACUUCCAGGUCAUUGUAGAUUUCUUGACUCGAGAAUCUCCAAAUGCUCCGUUGGUAACAAAGUAG
Molecule: messenger RNA, 975 nt
Organism: Pleurotus ostreatus (oyster mushroom)
Lineage: Eukaryota; Fungi; Basidiomycota; Agaricomycetes; Agaricales; Pleurotaceae
Exons: 5
Coding region: 1-975 (324 amino acids)
Biological process (GO): proteolysis
Molecular function (GO): peptidase activity
Source: RefSeq, a predicted model, not a curated record